AGUACCUUGGCGAGUACUGAUCUUGAUCGGCAGCGCUAUAAGGAGCUGAAUAAUUUCAUUCAACAUGCAGGUUUUGACUGUUCUAUCCACCAUCUUGGCUUGCGCCUUCGCUAGUUCUCCACUGAUUCUCACCAAAUUGGUGCCCGGUGCUCCAAUUGGCCUGGAUGGCCGAGUGAUCGACACCGCUGAAGUCUCAUUGGCGAAGGCCGAACAUGCGGCCGCUCACAUCAACGAGAAGAUUAAUUUGGCUGCGGAAGCUGUCAAGUCCGCCGACGUGCUCACUUACGUAGCACCGUCCAAUGUAGCCCUGGUCGAGAACAGCGCACAUCUGGUGCAACCGGUUGCGGUGGCGGCGAAACUGACCCCUGGUGCGCCGAUCGGACUCGACGGCCGCGUUGUCGACACACCGGAAGUGACCCUCGCCAAGGCUGAACAUGCUGCGGCACACAUCAACCACUUCAACGAGAAGCUCACGAAAUCGAUUUACGAACAACCGGCCGUCAUCCUGGACCGUAGUGCACCUUUCCUUCGUUACUACUAUCGUUCAGCGCUCUUUUUAUCAGGAAGAAGGUGUGUAGGAGUUCAACGAAGGAUACAACGCCCCUGGAUCGUCAUGAGAAGCGUGAUUUUUCUGCUCGCCACGGCGAUGACUUGUAGAGCUGCAUACGUCGGUUCAUCCCCAUAUGGAAAUCCCUUGGUUCAUCAACAAGUUGCGCCGAACUUCGCGCCGUCCGCUCCAGUUGGCGAAGACGGCAACGUUAUCGACACUCCGGAAGUGGCGCAAGCCAAGGCCGUGCAUUUUGCUGAAUUCGCGAGGGCCGCCGCCCGCGCAGCUCAAGAUGAGAACCAGCAAAGCUUAUCGGGUUAUCAGCCGCAGAUCUCAUCGCCCGCAUACAGCUACUCAGCUGCUCAGCCGACCGCGGUGCCUUAUCUGAAACAAGCCAGUUACCAGCAACCCACUCCGAUCUAUCAGACUGCCAACCAUGUGCCGUCGCCCAUCUACGUGAAUUAUCAGCAACCCCAGCAAUACGAUGCACGGGCUAACUUUGUGGGUCAGAAGAGCUACACGCUGCCAGGAAAGCCCGGCACUUUUGUACCGGCACCGUUGGCCGAAGACGGGACAGUCUUAGAUACGCCGGAAGUAGCGGCCUUAAAAGCAACCAGAUUGGCCGAGCUCGCCGAUGCGGAGGCCCGGGCUUACAAACACGCGAGCGAGAAUCCGAGUGAGCACCAGGGUCAAGCUUAUGGAUUUCCAUCCGGUCCCGCUCCCGCCAACUACAAUUCCAAUCUAGGACACUAUGGCGCUUCGCGAGCAUUCCCUGGAUCUUCGUACCCGGGAACUCAGCCUUAUGCCACGCAACAAGUGUACAAUCCGUCAGGUUUCCAGCCUCAUCAUUAUCAACCCCAGCACCAGGGAUAGGGACCUUCUAAACCUAGCGGAUCGAUCAACAUGUUCCGGUGCCUGUACAUAUUCUAGAUCUAGACGAAUAAAUUGUUUUCCUAUCCUUACGAAUUUAUCGUGUUUCUCGUGACGGUUAUCGCUUGUACAUCUCUCUUUUUUAAAUAUUUCAAAGAUUGUGUUAUAUAAAGACUACCGAAAAAAGAACUUAAUAGAAGGAAUGG
Molecule: messenger RNA, 1623 nt
Organism: Cyphomyrmex costatus
Lineage: Eukaryota; Metazoa; Arthropoda; Insecta; Hymenoptera; Formicidae
Exons: 5
Coding region: 65-1420 (451 amino acids)
Source: RefSeq, a predicted model, not a curated record